Molecule: messenger RNA, 2285 nt
Organism: Panicum virgatum (switchgrass)
Lineage: Eukaryota; Viridiplantae; Streptophyta; Magnoliopsida; Poales; Poaceae
Exons: 3
Coding region: 37-2073 (678 amino acids)
Molecular function (GO): protein dimerization activity
Source: RefSeq, a predicted model, not a curated record
AACAGUGUCGUCAACUUUUUAAUUUAUAGCAAUGGGAUGAUGUACUUUUGGAAGUCUGUCGAUGCAACUGGUGUGGUUCAAGACCAUGCAUUCUUGCUAACGGAGAUCAAAAAAAUUGUACGUGAUGUUGGGCCCGAAAAUGUUGUGCAGAUUGUCACAGAUAAUGGCUCAAACUUCAAGAAGUCAUGUGCGUUGUUGCAUGAGGAGUACAACCAUAUCGUGUGGCAGCCAUGUCUUGCACACACCAUCAACCUCAUGUUGAAGGAUAUAGGGAAAUGGCCUGAGCACGAUGCAAUGAUCAAAAGUGCCCAGAGGAUAUGCAGUUGGAUGUACAAUUCAAACAGUCUACAUGCCAUGAUGAGUAAAGCCAUAGGAGGUGAGUUGGUUAAAUGGAAUGCAACUAGAUUUGACACCAAUUACAUGUUUCUAGAGACCUUUUUGAGGAAGAAGGAUCAAUUCAUGGCAUGGAUGGUGUCUCCAGAAUUCAGAAAUUCACGCCAUUUCAAGUCACCUGAAGGUCAGUAUGCAUUUCGGUCUCUCACAGCACUUGACUGGUGGAAUGCCAUGCAGAGUGUUAUUGAUGAUGUUGAGCCUCUAUACAUUUUUUUGAGAUUUGCUGAUCAUGACAAGACUCCAACUUUGGGAGAAGUGCUCAUGGAAUAUCAAAACACAAGGCAAACAUAUGCAAGCAAAUUUGCUCAUGAUGAGGCCCGUUUUCGAAAGAUCACAAAUGAUAUCAUCGCUCGAAUGCUGGUUACUGUGAUGAUGGGCACAUAUGUGCAAGCUGCUUGUACACUCCAUCCAUAUGUCAAUUAUGUAAGUGGAGUGACGGACGGUGUACUGGGAGAUAUGAAGAGGGGGAUGGAAAUGAUGUUUGACACAACCAGAGCGACCAAAGCACUUCAGGAGUAUGAGUACUUCAGGAGGAAGUAUGGAGAAUUUGGGAGCGACUUAGCUAUUAGGAUGGCAAGGGAUCGCUCCACCUCACCAGCUAGUUGGUGGUCUAUGUUUGGAUCAGAUACACCAACACUUCAGAGGGCAGCGAUGCGUCUACUCUCACAAUGUGUGUCCUCAAGUGGAUGUGAAAGAAAUUGGAGUACGUUUGCCUUCAUCCAUACAAAGCUACGCAAUAGGAUGGGUCACAAGAAGCUCCACAAAUUGGUGUUUGUCAACUACAACCUUCGGCUUCGUAUCCAGCGUGCUAAAGCCACACCUGAGCCAAGUGACUUCGAUCCUAUUGCCGGUAUGAUGGACCUCUCAUUGUAUAGGCAACAAUCAGCUAUUCGCAAGUGGAUGGAGCUAGGGAGGUCCAAUGCAGCGCCGGCUUUGGAUGAGGAUUCUGAUUUAAGUGACACCCCAGUUCCUAGCACCAUCGUUACAGAUAUUGCACGUGAUAUUCCAGAGCUACGGAAUUUGGAUGUACGUGAAUGGGCAGAAGAGACUGUUGGUGACACACAUGUUGGUAAGAGAAAGACACGUGUUGGACCAUCGGAUCGGCAAAGGAAGAAAGGAAAAAGACAGGAUGACAUUGAAGAGGAAGAAUUUAGAACAGAUGACAGCACACCUGAUCCUAGUGUCGGUGAUGAUGAUGAUCAUGAUGAUGGGGGUGACGACAGCAGCACCGAUGCUAGUGAUGAUGGGAUUGGCAGUGGGGGAUAUGUAGGCGGAGGUGGCGGGGGUGAUGAUGUAGUUGGAGGUGGAGAGGGUAUGAGGUUUACCGGGGAGAGCCAGUUCACUCAUGCCACACAAGAUACGGAUCAUGGUGCACCUAGCUCACAACGACAGACUAGAAGCAGUGCACGUCAUUCUAUUCCCCAUGAUGAUGAUAGCUCUAGCUCAGUGAACACAGACUAUACUUAUCCACACUAUCCAUAUGACCAACCAUAUGCAUAUCCAUCAUCACAUCGAGUACCCUAUUUGCCACCCCCCUAUGUUGGCUAUACAAGCACCAACAUGCAAGAUGCUUACAAUGUGCAGGCUCAAGGAUAUGCGACAUAUGGUGCCUAUGGCGCAUAUGGGGCCUAUGGAGCCUAUGGCAAUAGCUCAUAUCAACAGGAUGAGACUGAAGAAUAAACUCCAUGUGGUAUGUAUCGUGUCAACUACUAUGUAUUAUGUAUAUUGACGAUGAUGGUUUGUAAGGACUACGGUUGUGAUGAUUUGUAUGGACUAUGAUUGUGAUGACUUGUAUGGACUGUAGUUGUGAUGAUUUGCAUGGACUAUUGUUGUGAUGAUCUAUAUGGACUAUGGAUGUGAAUUUCUAUUUUUAUGGAUAUGAACUUCUAUUC